AUGGUCUUUGUAUCGAUUUUCCAGCUUAUUUUGCAGUUCAUAUAUGCGUCUUUCGCUCUGUUCACGUUCGUCUUGAUAGCCGGAGCCGCAUCGCAAAAAGUGCUCAGUCCCGGUCUUUUAAUGAUGUGUUUUUCUUUUAGCACUCUUUCCCUGUUUUGGACUUGCCAGGUGUUGAUGAAUGUAUUACACGUCACCAUUUCCGGUGUAUUUGCAAGUUUUUACUUGACUGGAGGCAAGUAUUCAUCUCCGAUCAGCAAAUGUCUUCAACGCGCUCUUACAACAUCGUUUGGAUCAAUUUGCUUUGGGUCCUUGAUCGUUGCUGCAAUUCAAACAAUCAGAUUCAUGGUGAGGUCUCUAAAAGACGAGAAGUCUGUGGUCGGCGCGAUUGCUGAUUGUAUUUUGGGAUGCAUUGAAAAUCUUGCCUCCUAUUUCAACUUUUUUGCCUACACUGAGCUUGCAAUAUAUGGCCGCUCUUUCGUCUCUUCAGCAAAAGACUGCUGGUCUUUGAUCCGGCGUUCUGGUGUUGAGCUAAUUGUAAAUGAUGUUCUUUCAGGUGUGGUCCUUACCCUUGGAAUGCUUGCCGUUACUGUUGGUGGGUCUUUAUAUGGAAAAUUUCUGGUCUCCAUUGUCCUUUACAAGCUCACGCAAUCUGCAGCUGAAAUUUACAUAUUCAUCACUGCAUUGGAGUUUCUGCUUUCAUAUGCAAUGUUGGCAGAGAUGAUUAGAUCUGGCAUCAAUACUUCGAUUGUCUGCUUUUGUGAAGAGCCGCGGGGCGUUCAAACUAGCAAUCCUGCAUUGUAUGAAAAAUAUACAGAGGUCAUCUCGGGAUAUCAUGCCUAA
This is a messenger RNA of Mitosporidium daphniae, 840 nucleotides long. RefSeq lists its product as uncharacterized. Gene Ontology annotation, cellular component: membrane. The record is from RefSeq and is a predicted model, not a curated record. Gene Ontology annotation, molecular function: transmembrane transporter activity. NCBI's taxonomy places the organism in Eukaryota, Fungi, Microsporidia. The transcript has a single exon. Gene Ontology annotation, biological process: transmembrane transport. Bases 1 to 840 code for a protein of 279 amino acids.